AUGAACCCUGCCAUCACCAGCUAUGAGCGCCCUGACCCUCUGCAGAGUGAUGGUGAUGUGCUCGGCUCCCACCCAGAUGGCCAAGGCAGGAAGAAAAGUGGGCAGCUUGGGAACCCCACUGGCAGCCACCUGGCCUAUGGCAUCCUGGACACCCCACCCUGGCACCUCUGCAUCUUCUUGGGGAUCCAGCACUUCCUCACGGCCCUGGGGGGGCUCGUGGCUGUGCCGCUUAUCCUGGCCAAGGACCUGUGCCUGCAGCAUGACCCCCUGACCCAGAGCUACCUCAUCAGCACCAUUUUCUUCGUCUCUGGCAUCUGCACUCUCCUGCAAGUGUUCUUGGGAGUCAGGCUGCCCAUCCUCCAGGGAGGGACGUUUGCUUUCUUGGCACCCUCCCUGGCCAUGCUCUCGCUUCCUGCCUGGAGGUGCCCUGAGUGGACGUUCAAUGCCAGCCUGGUGAACACCAGUUCUCCUGAGUUCACUGAGGAGUGGCAGAAGAGGAUCCGAGAGUUGCAGGGCACUAUCAUGGUGGCCUCCUGUGUCCAGAUGCUGGUGGGCUUCUCAGGACUCAUUGGCUUUCUCAUGCGCUUUAUUGGUCCCUUGACUAUUGCUCCAACCAUCUCCCUGGUGGCCCUGCCUCUCUUCGAUUCUGCAGGCAAUGAUGCUGGGAACCACUGGGGGAUAGCUGCAAUGACCAUCUUUCUCAUCGUGCUGUUUUCUCAGUACCUGAAAAACAUCACGGUGCCCGUGCUCGUGUAUGGACAAAAGAAGAAAUUUCACACCUCCAAGUUCCACCUGUUUCAGGUCUUCCCGGUGCUGCUGGCGCUCUGCAUCUCCUGGCUCACCUGCUUUGUGCUCACGGUCACCGACGCCCUCCCCUCGGCCCCCGCGGCCUACGGGCACUGGGCCCGCACCGACACCAAAGGCAGCGUCCUGAGCCAGGCCCCGUGGUUCCGUGUCCCUUACCCAGGACAGUGGGGCCUCCCCACCAUCAGCCUGGCAGGGGUCUGCGGCAUCAUCGCUGGCGUGAUCUCCUCCAUGGUGGAGUCGGUUGGCGACUAUUAUGCCUGUGCCCGGCUGGUGGGGGCUCCGACCCCCCCGAGACAUGCCAUCAACCGUGGCAUAGGCAUUGAGGGGCUCGGCUGCCUGCUGGCGGGAGCCUGGGGGACAGGGAACGGCACCACCUCCUACAGUGAGAACGUGGGGGUGCUGGGCAUCACCCAGGUGGGGAGCAGGAUGGUGAUCGUGGCGGCAGGCUGUGUGCUGCUCCUGAUGGGUGUGUUUGGAAAGAUUGGGGCUGCGUUUGCCACCAUCCCGACCCCUGUGAUCGGAGGCAUGUUCCUGGUGAUGUUCGGGGUCAUCACGGCCGUGGGGAUUUCCAAUCUGCAGUACGUGGACAUGAACUCCUCCCGGAAUCUCUUUGUCUUUGGCUUCUCCAUCUACUGUGGGCUCGCCAUUCCCAACUGGGUGAACAAGAACCCCGAGAGGCUCCAGACAGGCAUUCUCCAGCUGGACCAGGUCAUCCAGGUACUGCUGACCACCGGCAUGUUUGUUGGUGGAUCUCUGGGCUUUCUACUGGACAACACCAUCCCAGGAAGUGUGGAGGAGCGCGGGCUCCUGGCGUGGAAUCAAAGCCAGGAGGAGUCAGAGGCGACCUCGGAAGCCUCUGAGAUCUACGGCCUCCCCUGUGGGAUUGGCACCAAGUUCUACACUUCUUCCUGCAGCUGGUGCCUUCCUUUCUGGCCCCAGCUGGAGGGAGUCCGGAAACGUGAGGUGGAGGUGAGCCAGCUCACCCUCUGCUCCUUGGACGUCCCAGGAUACCGCCGCAAAGGUGAUCAGGAGACCAGAAUGUGAAGAGAACCAUCCUGGCACCCCCCAGAGCCCCUGCCCCAGAACGUGCUGA
Molecule: messenger RNA, 1900 nt
Organism: Loxodonta africana (African savanna elephant)
Lineage: Eukaryota; Metazoa; Chordata; Mammalia; Proboscidea; Elephantidae
Product: solute carrier family 23 member 1-like
Exons: 12
Coding region: 1-1851 (616 amino acids)
Biological process (GO): transmembrane transport
Cellular component (GO): membrane
Molecular function (GO): transmembrane transporter activity
Source: RefSeq, a predicted model, not a curated record